Messenger RNA from Pieris brassicae (large cabbage white), 3660 nucleotides. RefSeq lists its product as uncharacterized. The transcript has 15 exons. NCBI's taxonomy places the organism in Eukaryota, Metazoa, Arthropoda, Insecta, Lepidoptera, Pieridae. The record is from RefSeq and is a predicted model, not a curated record. The coding region runs from base 247 to 2961 and encodes 904 amino acids.
GAUAGCUGAUACUUGAUAUGUCUUUACAACGGACACAGAUCAAAGUAGCAUAAUUGUACACUGUGCGAACUGAUUAAAUUAAAGAAUAUAUACAGUACGUCUGCUCUUGUGAAGGACAUACAAAUAAAUUAAAAAGUUUUAGUUUAUGACCUGAACUUAAGAAGGCGUGCAAUAACUAAUGAUGACAAAUUUAUGAAGUACGAAUAGUGUGUAUUUGUUGUUAUGUUUCUCUUUUCUUAAUACGAAAUGAAUACUGAUGCAUCCCAAACUUGUGAAUGGUUGGUUUGUCAUUCCAAAAGAUACUCAGGCAGACCAUACUUCUUUAAUACCUUAACAGGAGACGCCGUGUGGAAUUUGCCUGAACAAACUGUAGCGUUUAUCAAGGCAAGAGCAAAUCAAAGCAAACCUAUAUUAAAUACAGGAUAUCCAGAGCCCAAUGAAGUCUUUAAUGAUACUAUAUCCACUUCCUUUAACAAUAAUGCAUCUUUUAAUCAGCCAACAACAGCAAAAAUGUAUAAUUCAUUAUGUAGACAAAGCCCUUCCAUUGCUAACAUAAACUUUUCACACUGUACUCCCCAGAACACAUAUAAUAACAUCACUUUGGGAGUGCCAUUAUUAAGUGUCCGUCCCAAUUCAAUAAAUUGGAAUGAAUCUUCUAACAAUUCGGAGUGUUACUUAAAUGCUAACCAAAGCAAUUUGCAAUCUCAUCAGGUUAAUGCACAUUUAUCUACCCCUAUAUCAUCGAAAACUAAAAAAGAAGAAUUUACAUUGCCAGCUGAAAGUAAAGUUACACUGCAAAAACAAUGUGAUAUGAAUGAUCAAAUAAAUUUUCAAAACAAUUCACAUAAUAUAAGUUCAAGUCAUCUAACUGCACAUCUUGAAGGUGAUGAUGAUAUAAAAAUAAGCAAAGACAUUGUUGAAGAAGACUUUCAUGACAUACAGGAAACACAUAAUUUUAAUAUUACAGCUGUGCAAACACUGUUUAAGAUUGACAUAAGAACCAAAGUUUGGUUUCUUGUGCUCGAUGAGGAUGUGUUUUUAAAACAAUUAAACUUUAUAAAGGAAAUUCGUAAUGCAGAUAAUAGGUGUCGCUGGGUUGUCCCGGAAUGUGUUUUGAAUCGUAUUCAAAAGGGGACAACGUCUGUUAACAAGAUACAUAUGAAGAGAGCUUUACAAGCAGCCAUAUUUAUUUCUAAUGUCUUAACGGAGAACGUUGCUAUUGUUGAUAAAGCAAAUCGUCAUGAUGAUCAUAUACAAAACAUCGUUGCAUGUUAUAGAAAAUACAGCCAAAAGGACUACAAAGUUGUUUUGUUAACAGAAAGUAAUAUCAAUCAAAAUAUAAACGCAAUGAAAUGCCCCAUAUUUCGGAUGGAAGAAGUUGAAUAUUUUAUGAUGUAUGGGAAAUUAAAGGAGACGCCUCCUCGGAAAGUAUUUAACCCAAAAAUUACGGUCACAAUACCACAUAAUCGAAGAAAGGGCGUUUUCAGUAAAACUAAAAUAGGGAUAAGAGAUCCACAAAUAAAAAAAUAUAUAGAACAAGAAAAGCAUAAUGUAUCUGAUUCAAAAUCAAUACAUAGAGAAGAGUCAGAAAUGAAAAUGGAAGUGGAUAAUUUAAUUGAUGAGAAAAAAAAUAAUGGUCACUGUCUAUGGAAUCAAUGGGACAGAUCACAUUCUCUUACCAGUUUAAAUCCAGAGGCAAUAUGCCACUCACUAUCAAAUACAUCGUUUGAUGAUACAACAAAUAUAGAUGUUGAUAAAAAUGUUAUGUUUGAAGUUACAAGUGAACCGAUGAGAGGCAACCUAGUAUCCAAGUCAGAAGAGUGGAUUUCGCGAUUCACACAAAUAGUGGAAGAGGCUCUGAAUCAGGUUCUACAAAAGGCAGCUUUUCAGAAAACACCUCCACCUUGGACGAUGUACGAGGCCUGUGUUUGUAUUAAACGGGGAUUUAAAAAUGACGCUGAUGUUGUUGAUGCGGCAAAUAAGUUGGGGGAUAUUAUAUUUGAUAAUGGAGCUUUGAGAGGUCAAAUUAAUCACAAUAUCAAUCCAUCUACAUUUAUGAAAAUCUACAGUUACGGCGUUUAUCUAGUCGAUGCUUUACAGGGCGUUUUCGAAGAUGACGAAAAUCUACAGGCAGCUGAGAAAUUACUAGCCAAAUUACUACUUGAUAUUGAGACGCCGGAUUUCAAUAACACUUUCAAUGAAGUCGAUGCAAUAAAUGAGCAUAGCGAUGAAGUUUGUUUUACAGCGACGCCACAAAAAACAUCCCAACAUCAAUCGACACCAUCCAGAAUCACCCGUUCAAAGGCUAAAAAUAUUAUGACAUCACUCACCGUCCAGGAACGAGCCGAUCAUUUUAAAAAGAAACUUCUUCGGUUCUUGCCGGGGAAAGAAAACUUUUUAUCCAAUUUUGAACUUAAACACGCGGACAAGGAUGAAAUUAGUGAACCAGAAAAUAUAGAUAAAACAGAUUGUGUUAAGACUAAAACAGAUAAUUCACCGAAAAUUAUAAGAAACUUCACAAGAAUCUCUACUCUUGAAGAUAAAUUGGAUUCAAAUGGAUUUGAUGAUCUAAGUAAUAUAGAUUUUAUUUUAGAUGGUGCUGAAGUACCAGAAAAAAAAAAUUACACUCAUAUUGAUUUCAUAGAACAAACUAAGGCUAAAUUAGGCUACAUUUUUCAAUUUUGCCAAGAUACAAGACAAAAGCUGUUAAAUCCAGAAAAACUCGAUAAAAAGGAUGUUAAUUGUCAAGCCAAAAGAUUGGCAGAACUUAUACGUUUUUGCCGUCUUCAAUUAGCAGGGAUAUACGAAAGAAGAAAAGCUGUUUAUUUAAAUGUUCUUAACUUUAAUGAGGCUGAAUAUAAUUAUAAUAAGGAAUUUGUUAAGCACUGUUUGGAUGAAUGCGCAAUCCUUAAUACGGCCCUAUCGAUUAUAAUAACAGAAACAGGCUCAACUCUCCACUAGGGGUAUUUAAAAAGGGAGAAGAAACGGUGUACCUCCACAAAUGGUACAAAGGGGGAUCCCUUCUGAAGAUGACUUUUUUCAAUGCUCAUUUUCAAUAGCGUUCUAAAAAUACGUUACAAAUGUAAAAUCCAUAUAUAACAAAGGAAACGCAGCUAAAAUUCGUCAUAUGACCACUAGCCAAAAUAUAUUUUUUAUUAAUUAUGUUAUCUUCCUACUAAAACAUUUCGUGGUUAAAUCAAGUAUCUAAACAAACAAAAUGACUGUCAACAACACGUACCAUUAAUUAAGUAAAAUAUUCGCCUAUUUGAUGAAUAAAACAAUAAAAACGUAACGUUUAUGUAUCUAUAAAAAUUGUAUUGACGCUGUCAAAGAGUCGAGCCAAAAUAUUCUCCAAGAAAAAUGUCAUAAAGAAAGAUGACUGACUUGUAAAAGUAAUUUUGUAUGAUUUUUAUGUCAUACAAAAAUUAUUAAAUUAUAUUUCUUAGUACGAGUAUGUCAAUUAAUGGUUAAGUUUCGUUUUAUUCCACCACUACAGAGUAUAGAUUUUAUCAUUAAUUAUUCAUACCCUAAUCCUGUGUCCUGUAUUAUUUUGUUCAACUGGGGCUACAGUCCCGGUGCCUCCACUUCAGAAAAAAAUGUUUUAAAUUUCGACUAGUAACCAAAUUUCUGUUGAUAUAUUUUUAAAUACUAAAAAAAUCU